GGGACAUGAUUUUGUACAUGAUAAAAUGCUCACUGUGACGGUGAAAAUCCCUUGCUCUUUCUAGCUUUCUCUUUCGCUUUUCCGAUGGUGAGAGCGCCGCUGGAGCUAGACUGGAGCGAGAUCAUGCGGCGCCGGGAGGAUGGUCCGACGCCGGAGGUUGAGGUGGUUCCCGGCGAUGGUGGAGCUGAAGGUGGAGGGGAGGCAGCGGCGAUGGCGGAGCUCUCUGAUCAUCAGCUCUCUGAUAAAAUCCAGCGGAUUUCCAAGAUGCUUUCGGCUCGGUUCCAUUACCGAUUGCCUGAUCGAGGGGCGAAGCUCCUGUCGAAUUUCAAGCAGAUGCAGGCUGAACUGGAUCGUCGGAAGCUUGUUAAUCAUCAGAAGAAGGAGAAUGAAAAUUCUGAGGCCUCCUCACUUACCAAGACAGGAGAACCUUCGAAUUCUGUAAGAGUUUCAAGCUCCAGUGAUACAACUUCAUCUCAUUUGCAGUCUUCAUUUGCCUCUAGUUUUUUGAAUAAGUUAGAAGACAAGACAGAUAUUUCAUGUGACAAAGACUUGAAAUCUAAAAGACAAGAUGAAAGCAAAAGUUCAAGGGCAAGCGGUGCUCAUUUGCAUCAGGAUGUGAAGCCAGCUAAAAAGGUUUCUGGGACAGCCAAACCUACCUCUGGGCAGAAAUCUACAGAUAGCUCAGCUGGUGAAGAUAAAGUGACAUCUUGCAUUGUUGGUCCCAAAGGCAUUAAUAAUUCCAAUAUUUCCUAUCAUGGAGGAGGAAACAUUACUAGUGGUUUUUUUAAGAGGAGGCGAGCUUCUGAAAUUGGGGUGUCAUCAGAUUUGAAGCUAAAGAAGGCUCACCACUUAGUUCUUUUGGAUGAUGAAGAUGUGCAACCUACGGAGCUUGCACAAGGGGAUAGCCCUGAUGAAAGGAUGGAGUCGAAGAUAUAUUAUCCAUCAAGGAAUGAUCCAGAAGCUGUUGAACUUUCAUAUUCUGCUAUCAAAUGCCUAGAGCCUGAAUCAUAUUUAUCGUCUCCUAUAAUGAACUUUUACAUACAGUAUUUGCAAGGACCAUCAUCACCAGUUGCUACGCUAAGAAGCGAGUAUCAUUUUUUCAAUACCUAUUUCUACAGCAAAUUGGAGGAAGCUUUAUCAUUCAAGGGUGAUAGAUCUGCAUCCUUCUUAAGAUUAAGACGAUGGUGGAAGGGUGUAAAUAUAUUUCAAAAGGCAUAUAUCUUUUUGCCAAUCCAUGGAGACAUGCAUUGGAGCUUGGUGAUAAUUUGCAUCCCACCAAAGGAUGAGGAAACAGGCCCAACAAUUCUUCAUCUCGACUCUUUGGGGCUUCACUCUAGUAACUCAGUGUUUGAUAUUGUUGAUAGCUAUCUGAAGGAAGAAUGGAAGUAUAUAAAUGAGAAUGCUGCGCCUCCUUCAGAUCUCCCUAUUUCAGAGAGGAUAUGGAAAAACCUGCCACGCCGGAUCGAGAAGAGAAAAAUUACGCAGGUCCCCCAGCAGAAAAAUGAGUAUGAUUGUGGCCUCUUUGUGCUAUAUUUCAUGGAGCGGUUUAUUGCAGAUGCUCCUGAAAGACUCAGAAGGAAAGAUCACAACAUGUUUGGACGCAAAUGGUUUAAGCCCGAGGAUGCUUCUAGUUUGAGGAAGCGAAUCCAUUGCUUGCUUGCCGAGGAGUUUGAGAAAGCUAGGUUGGACAGUCAUAGAAGUGAUUCGCCAGUGCCAGCUAGCAGUUCCGUAAGAGAAGAUGAAGAGUGAUUUAAGGCAAUAUAAGUAACAUUACACCAAUAGACAUAUUGAUUGCAAAAGAAGAGUGUUGUUGUUUAGGAUCUGACCUCCAAGUUUGGAGAAUCAAUUAACAUAGCCACCACCACCACCACCACCAGCAGUAGAUCUCAGCACAUGUAGGUAAAUUCACUAAAUUGACCAAUGUUUCAGAGUAGCCACAUAAUUUAAGAAUUCUGGUUGGGUAUUUUUUUUUUCUUUUUUCUUUUUUCUUUUUUCUUUUUUCACUUUUCUUUUUUUGGUGGCUCCAGCUUGACCUGCAUUGGCUGGAGGAAAAUUUUUUGUUAGAAUGUAAUGUACAGGAACUGUAUUUUAUAGUGUUGAUAUAUCAAUGGUUACGGUGAUCCGAUCUUGAUUCCAAGGCA
This is a messenger RNA of Dioscorea cayenensis subsp. rotundata (Guinea yam), 2141 nucleotides long. RefSeq names its product ubiquitin-like-specific protease 1D. Gene Ontology annotation, biological process: proteolysis. Gene Ontology annotation, molecular function: cysteine-type peptidase activity. NCBI's taxonomy places the organism in Eukaryota, Viridiplantae, Streptophyta, Magnoliopsida, Dioscoreales, Dioscoreaceae. The record is from RefSeq and is a predicted model, not a curated record. The transcript has 14 exons. The coding region runs from base 85 to 1749 and encodes 554 amino acids.